This is a messenger RNA of Brugia pahangi, 201 nucleotides long. The record is from the annotation of a GenBank genome assembly. Lineage: Eukaryota; Metazoa; Nematoda; Chromadorea; Rhabditida; Onchocercidae.
AUGCAUAAAGUAUUGUUUACAAAACAAUCCGUUGAAGAAACUAAACAAUACGAAACUUUUUCAGGGGAAAUUCCAUGUAAACAUGCUGGAACUAUUCAUUCAAUAUCAAAAGAACCGCAAAAACCUGAUUCACUUCUACCCGGCCUACACCACGGGAAACAGUUAAUAAAAAAACGAAAUGUAAAGAAAAAAAGAAUAUAA